AUGGCUGUCGAUAUUCAACCAGCAUGCCUUGGACUUUACUGUGGGAAGACCCUGUUGUUUAAAAAUGGCUCAACUGAACUAUAUGGAGAAUGUGGGGUGUGUCCAAGAGGCCAGAGAACAAACGCACAGAAAUACUGUCAGCCUUGCACGGAGUCUCCAGAGCUCUAUGAUUGGCUCUAUCUCGGAUUCAUGGCUAUGCUUCCUCUUGUUUUGCAUUGGUUCUUCAUUGAAUGGUACUCGGGGAAAAAGAGUUCCAGUGCACUUUUCCAGCACAUCACCGCAUUAUUUGAAUGCAGCAUGGCAGCUAUCAUCACCUUACUUGUGAGUGAUCCAGUCGGUGUUCUUUAUAUCCGUUCAUGCCGAGUAUUGAUGCUUUCUGAUUGGUACACGAUGCUUUACAACCCAAGUCCAGAUUAUGUCACCACUGUGCACUGUACUCAUGAAGCUGUCUACCCACUCUACACCAUUGUAUUUAUCUACUAUGCGUUCUGCUUGGUGUUAAUGAUGCUGCUCCGCCCCCUGCUGGUGAAGAAGAUUGCCUGUGGGCUAGGGAAGUCGGAUCGAUUUAAGAGUAUUUAUGCUGCACUUUAUUUCUUCCCCAUCCUAACCGUGCUUCAGGCAGUUGGCGGAGGCCUUCUAUAUUACGCCUUCCCAUACAUUAUAUUGGUGUUAUCUUUGGUUACUCUGGCUGUGUACAUGUCGGCUUCUGAAAUAGAGAACUGCUAUGAUCUUCUAGUCCGGAAGAAAAGACUCAUUGUUCUCUUCAGCCACUGGCUACUUCAUGCUUACGGGAUCAUCUCCAUCUCCAGAGUGGACAAACUCGAGCAAGACUUACCCCUGUUGGCUCUGGUACCCACGCCAGCCCUGUUUUACCUGUUCACAGCCAAGUUUACCGAACCUUCACGGAUACUCUCGGAAGGAGCCAAUGGACACUGA
Pipistrellus nathusii (Nathusius's pipistrelle) is the source of this 936-nucleotide messenger RNA. The record is from the annotation of a GenBank genome assembly. NCBI's taxonomy places the organism in Eukaryota, Metazoa, Chordata, Mammalia, Chiroptera, Vespertilionidae.